Molecule: messenger RNA, 1678 nt
Organism: Rosa rugosa (rugosa rose)
Lineage: Eukaryota; Viridiplantae; Streptophyta; Magnoliopsida; Rosales; Rosaceae
Product: FBD-associated F-box protein At3g52670-like
Exons: 5
Coding region: 29-1678 (549 amino acids)
Molecular function (GO): protein binding
Source: RefSeq, a predicted model, not a curated record
UAUAGAGGUUUGAAGCAUCAAGGCAGAAAUGGUUUCAAUGUCAAAACCUCGAGCAGGAAUGAGAGAUAGGAUAAGUGUAUUACCAGAUGCACUUCUUUCUCACAUUCUCUCUUUCCUGCCAACACUAUGUGCUGUGAGGACCAGCAUUUUGUCUGUAAGAUGGAGGAAAAUGUGGACUUCUCUUCCCAAUCUAGACUUUGAUGACGUAAGAGAUUCAUUUGAUGUCCUGAUAGAUCCCAAUGGCAAGAUUACUUUUACGACGUUUGUUGAUCGUGUAUUUCUAUACUGUGAUUCAUCCGACAUUAGAAAGCUUGGUCUUAAAAUAUUGUAUUCUAAAGAUUUUUCUCGUAUCAAUGAUUGGAUUUGCACAGCCGUUUGGCGUAAUGUUGUUGAAAUUGAUCUUUGUCUCUCUUGUCAAGAAGAGGAUUUUCAGUUCCCCCAGAGCCUUUUCAUGUGCAAAACUCUGAAGGUUUUUAAAUUGUAUUCAAAUCUUAGGACCAUUAAGUAUCCUCCUCCUUUUCCAGGGUGUUUUCCAAACCUUAAGUUCCUCCAUGUUGAAUUUGAUUAUCCGGAUCCGGACUCACUGAAGAUUUUGUCUACUCGCUGCCCUAUGCUUGAAGAGUUGGCUAUAUUUGGAUCAAUUGAGUUUGGCGCUGUUUGUGAUAUCAACGUAUUUGCGCCUGAAUUGAAGAAGUUGAGAAUAGGUGUGCAUGAUCUUGAUGGGAACUGCAAUUUUUCUAUUAAUGCCCCAAAGCUUGAAUACAUUGAUAUUGAGGCAGCUUGUCUAUCAAGUUAUUAUUUGGAAAAUGCAAAAGGCCUAGUCACUGCCAGUAUUUUGUAUUGUGGAGUUGAAGAAGAAUACCAACUGUUCUUUCUCAACCGUUUAGCUGCGCUUCUGUCACAAAUAACAAAUGUCAAUCAUCUCUCUCUUGACAUUUGUGAUCCUUGUCUUGAGGUUUGGCAUCAUCCUUUUUAUUUCAGUAAUUUGAACCAAAUGAAGCUGGUACUUCGUGAUUCCCAUUACUGGGAAGUACUAGCACUGCUGCUCACAAAAUCACCUAAACUCGUAAAUCUUAUCUUAGUAGAUAAUACUAUAUUUCGUGAUGAUGAGCAUUCAUUGCCACAAUGGGAGCAACCAGAGUCUGUUCCUGUUUGUUUGUUGAGAAACUGUCUAAAUGUGGUCACUAUAGGCCAAAUUCAGUUGCUUAAUGGAUGGAAUUAUAAGAAGUGGAGAAACCAAGUUGAAUUUUAUCUGUCUAUGCAUCAAAACAUGGAUCUUUGCUUGAUUGAGGAACAACCAUUAGAGCUAGACACUGAGAGCACAGAAGAAGAUAGAAAAUACUAUAAGGAGUGGUAUAGCUCCAACAGGAAAGCCAAAAAUGUGAUAAGAACCUCUAUGUCUGACACUGUUAGGGGCUCGAUCAUUGAGCCAGAGCUUGCCAUGGAUUUCCUAGAAGCCAUAGGAGAUAAAUAUCAGGAGAGUGACAAAGCUGAGGCUGCUAGGCUAUCCAAAAGAUUUAAUGAGCUGGAGUUUUCAGGAAAAGGAAGUGUGAGGGAGCACAUUAUGGAGCUGAUUGACCUCAACUCGAGGCUGAGGGAUUUAGACAUGGGAGUUAAAGACUCUCAGAGGAAGAGAGAAUCAGGAAGGAAGGUAGACCAACUACUGCAGUCAAUCUAG